Molecule: messenger RNA, 3075 nt
Organism: Planococcus citri (citrus mealybug)
Lineage: Eukaryota; Metazoa; Arthropoda; Insecta; Hemiptera; Pseudococcidae
Exons: 1
Coding region: 1-3075 (1024 amino acids)
Biological process (GO): DNA integration
Molecular function (GO): nucleic acid binding
Source: RefSeq, a predicted model, not a curated record
AUGUAUUUACAUGACGAUGACGACAUUCAAGAGCUCCAUACCUUGAAUGAUGGUUCCGAGAAAAUCAUGACUUCGAUCCGUAUUGAUAAUAUUGAACGGAAAUUAGAAUGUGAUACUGGUAGUCGGCGAACUGUUGUGUCUUAUAAUUUUUUCAAGCAGCUGAAUUUGCAAAAACCUAUCAUGCAUGAUAACACAGUUCUCAAAGAUUAUACUGGUAACUUAUUCAAACCAUUAGGCUACGUCAACGUAUCAGUCAAGUAUAAAGAUAAAGAAAUCAACAGUCGUUUAUAUUUCACAGAAAGGUCUGAAUCAUCUGUGAUGGGUCGCGAAUGGUCUAUUCCUCUCGGCAUUAUAAAAGUAGAUGAAACUGAUGAUGUAAAAUUUCUCGGAAAGUCAAAUGUGCCAGAUAUGGAUAAAAUCAAGAAGGAAUUCGCCAGUGUUUUCUCCGAUGAAAUAGGAAAGGUUCCAAAUUAUACUACCUCUUUCGAAUUGAAUGAAAAUUCCAAGCCUAUUUAUAUGAAAGCCAGAAAAGUUCCACAUGAAGUUACCUCCUCAGCUGACGCAUGUAUCAAUCGAUUGAUUAAAUUUGGUGUUCUAGAAAAAGUUGAUGUGUCAGAAUGGGGUACUUCUUCAGUCUAUGUUGAAAAAUCUGAUGGCUCUGUUCGAUUGUGUGGAAAUUAUAAGAAAACGAUCAAUAAAAUGAUCAAAGAUAUCCGAUAUCAACUUACAACUGUUGAGGAUAUUUUCAAUAAACUCGAAAAUGGCACUUACUAUUGUAAACUUGAUUUACGUGAUGCGUUUUUACACCUUCCAGUAGAUGAAGAGACAGCAAAAUUGCAAACAAUUGUGACUCAUAGAGGCACUUUUAGGGUCAAACGACUUUAUUAUGGCUCAAAAGUGGCUCCAAAAUUAUUCCAAAGGUUCAUUGACCAGGUAAUUCGAGACUUACCUGGAACUGUGGCCUAUUUCGACGACUUAUUGGUGCAAGGAUCCACCAUUGAAGAGUGUGAAGCUCGCCUACGUGCACUUUUGCAACGCCUUCAAGAAUAUAAUCUACAUGUCAAUGAAAAAAAGUGCAAAUUUUUCGUCACUGAGGUCUCUUACUUGGGUCAUGUUAUCAACAAAAAUGGUCUUCAUAAAGCUCCGUCAAAAAUUGAGGCCAUUGUCAAAGCUCCGCGACCAACAAAUGCUGAUGAAGUUAUGCAGUUCCUUGGUCUUGUCAACUACUAUCAACGAUUCAUAAAAAAUUCAUCACACAUCUUAUAUCCACUCAACCAACUGCGCCGAAAAAAUGCCAAAUUCGAAUGGACUCCUGAGUGUGAAAAAUCAUUCAAUAAAAUAAAGCAAAUCAUUACCAGUGACGAAGUUCUAACACCUUAUAACAGGGAAUUGCCAUUAUAUCUCGCCACAGAUGCCAGUCCAUAUGGCAUAUCAGCUGUCCUAUCACAUCGCAUCAACGGAGACGAACGUCCUAUCGCAUACGCAUCUCGCUCCCUCACAAAAGCUGAGAAAAACUACAGUCAACUUGAUCGAGAAGCUCUGGCAGUGUAUUGGGGUGCCAAAAAAUUUUUCUACUACAUCUAUGGUCGUCCAUUCACAUUCAUCGUAGACAACAAACCAAUACAUCAUAUUUUAAAUCCAGACAAAGAGCUACCUAGCUUCACAGCAUCGCGGGUGAUAAGAUAUGCGGUUUUCUUAUCUCAGUUCAACUAUAAAAUCGAGCACCGCCCAGCCAGUCAGCAUUCCAACGCCGAUUAUCUAUCACGUUUUCCACUACCUAUCGAAAACACCAACGUUGUUGACGAAUGCUAUUUUAUACAGUCUUCAAAAAUAGACCAGGUUACAUCAUCUUCUCCGAUUACUCACAGCCAGCUGAAAGAAGAAACCUUAAAAGAUUCUUCACUGUCAAAAUUAUUGAAAGAGUUGCAAUCUGGCACCAACUCCGAACCUGAAUUCUCACUCAACGAUGGAAUUAUUUUCAAAAAUGGUCGAAUUUAUGUUCCUGAAAUACUUCGUGAGAAAAUUUUGGCUGAAUUACAUGAUACACACAUCGGCAUUGUUAAAAUGAAAGCCAUCGCUCGUAAAUUCGUUUGGUGGCCAAAAAUUGAUUCAGAAAUUGAAUCAAUUGUCAAAAGUUGUCAAAACUGUGCAGAUCGAAAUAAGAAUCCAAAAAAAGCUCCGCUUCACAAAUGGGAACCUCCUCAAGAAAAUUUUCAACGAAUUCACAUUGAUUAUGCCGGUCCGUUUCAAAAUCAUUUUUAUUUCAUCAUCAUUGAUUCAAAAUCCAAGUGGCUCGAAGUCUACAUAAAAAAGACUGCACCAACAACACAAUCUACGAUUACCUACCUUCAAGAUUUUACUGCUCGAUUUGGUUCACCUGAUGAACUAGUCAGUGACAAUGCCAGUAUUUUCACUGCAGCCGAAUUCAAAGAAUUUCUUCAAUUCCAUGGUAUUAAGCAUCGUCUCAUCGCGCCAGGUCAUCCGGCAACGAAUGGCCAAGCAGAAAGAGCUGUCCAAAUUGUCAAAUCCAAACUGAAAAAGGCCGAGCCUACCACUGACACACAAAUGUUGCGAAAUUUAGUCUCAUCAAUUUUACGUAAAUAUCGCAUCACACCUCUCGAAAAUGGUCAAACACCGUCUCAGCUCGUUUUUCAAAAAGAUAUCAACACCAGACUAAAUUUGUUGCUGCCAAAAAACGCAAAUCCACCUUCACAAAAAUCCAACCUGAAAGUAAAAACAUUCAAACUCGGAGAACGUGUCCAAAGUCGAAAUUAUACCUCAUCCUCACUUUGGAAAUAUGGGGUCAUCGUGGAAAAGUUGGGAAAACUUCACUAUCUCGUCGAAUUAGAUGAUGGGUACAUCAUCAAACGUCAUGUUGAUCAAUUGCGUUCCACAGAAGUGGAAAAAUUCAAAAAAGCUGUCCAAUUUUCUUCCGAGGUCAAACAUCCAAAGUCCAAUCUAAGUGCUCAACAACAGCCCAAUUCCGAACCAGAUUCAUCCAAAAAGGUGGAAAAAGUUUUGCGGCGAUCAAAUCGUUCAAGGAAAGCCCCGGAAAGGCUGAAUUAUAACUUUUGA